CCACCACUCAAGUGUAGGGUCAUAGAGAUACACUCUGAGAGGAUCAGAACUUUCAUUCUAGAUACAAACAUAUGUUAUUGGAAGCCUCCGACAGUUCAUUUUUCCGGCAAUUUGUCGAACAGAGCAUAUUCAAAUUUCAAACUACUCACAAGUAUGUAAAACACUCCAAUAUCUUCCACCUGCUUGAAAUUUUUACUCACAAAUGAAUUGAGAAAGCCAACGGAAAGAUCCCAUUCUGACUUCGUAGAGCCAGCGUUGCACUUACCUCGUCAAAGGAUAUUGUCUCUCUUUUUUUUUCCUUUUCUUAUUCAUGAGGCCAACAAUUCACCACCACCAACAUACCAACUCGUAAAGUGAGGAGGUAUGUGGAGGAUAGAGUAAUAAACAACUACCGAUAGUAGCAAAAUAAUACUAUAAUCAAACAUAUAAUAACAUAAAACGAAGAACAAGAAACAACAGUAAUACUACGACUACUAGAAUGAACAGCAAGUCAAUACACUCCUACUUACCUCCUACCUACGACCCUUCUAGCCUAAAAUAAAAAAGAAAGCACUUUAGCCAAUAAUAGGGUCGGGUAAGAAUCUGGCCUGUCUAUCUAGGGAAGCCCUAAAACCCAAAUAAAUCAGCCCAGCCCAGCCCAUUUGAGAAAAGCCCAGAACAUCAAGAAAAGACGUUAGAAUUCAUAUGACCAUUUGGCCCCUAAUUUGAAUUCCUUGGCCAUUGGCGCCAUGAAAUGCAAUGAAUCAAGCUGUUUCCCAUCUUCUCCAAACUUGCAAAACUCUACACAGGUUAAAAUCCGUCCACGCCCAUUUAUUAGUAUGUGGAUCCAUUGCCUCAUCAGACCUUGUUCUGAACAAAAUUAUUCGCCUUUAUUCUCGUUUCGGUGCCACAAACUAUGCUCGCAAGGUGUUUGAUGAAAUUCCUGAACGAAACCCUUUUCUUUGGACUUCAAUAAUUCAUGGGUAUGUUGAAAAUUCUCAGCAUACUGAAGCUUUUUCUCUCUUCCGUGAUAUGCGUAUUGGCGAUGUUACGCCUUUGAAUUUUACUAUAUCAUCUAUACUUAAGGCAUUAGGACGGCUGAAAUGGCCGAGAGAUGGUGAGGGGAUGUUAGGGCUAAUAUGGAAAUGUGGGUUUGGUUUUGAUUUACUUGUGCAAAAUUCUGUGAUUGACUGUUUCAUGAGAUGUGGGGAAGUUGAUUGUGCCAGACGAGUAUUUGAUGGGAUGGAGGAAAAGGAUGUUGUUUCUUGGAAUUCAAUGGUAUCGGGGUAUGUGACUAAUGAUAGACUCGAAAUUGCACGAGAGUUGUUUGAUAGCAUGGAUGAGAAAAAUGUAGUUUCUUGGACUAGUGUGAUAUGUGGCUAUGUUAGGAAGGGAGAUAUGGAGGAGGCUAGGAACCUUUUCAACAAUAUGCCUACUAAGGAUAUGGCUGCUUGGAAUGUGAUGAUUUCAGGGUAUACAGAUGUUGGUGAUAUGCAGACAGCGAAUUCUCUGUUUCAGGCAAUGCCUGUUCGUGACACUGGAACAUGGAAUUUGAUGUUAUCAGGGUAUUGUAAGGUGGCCGAGUUAGAAAGAGCAAGGGACUACUUUGAACGAAUUCCCUGUAGGAAUGUGGUGUCAUGGACUAUGAUGAUAGAUGGUUAUGUUAAGUCUGGGAAAUUGCAUGAAGCAAGGUGUUUAUUUGAUGAAAUGCCUCAGAAAAAUCUUAUUACAUGGUCAACCAUGAUUAGUGGUUAUGCUAAGAAUGGGAAACCUUCUGCUGCUUUGGAAUUGUUCAAAAACUUCAAAAAGCAAAGUCUUGAACUGGAUGAGACUUUUAUUUUGAGUAUCAUCUCAGCUUGCUCUCAAUUAGGGAUUGUAGAUGCAGUUGAGUCAGUCAUGAGUGUUGAUGUAGGAUCCAGAUAUUUUUCUGAUACACGUGUUGUUAACAGUUUGGUAGACCUCUAUGCAAAAUGUGGAAAUAUUGAGAAAGCCUCGCAAGUAUUUGAAAUGGCAGAUAAAAAAGAUUUCUAUUGUUAUAGUACUAUGAUUGCUGCGUUUGCUAAUCAUGGCUUGGUUGAAAAAGCAUUAUAUUUAUUUGAGGAUAUGCAAAGAGAGAAUAUAGAGCCCGAUGAAGUAACUUUCCUCGCAGUUUUGAGUGCUUGCAACCAUGGAGGACUUAUUGAUAAAGGGAGGAGGUACUUUAAACACAUGACUGAAGAAUUCAGAAUUCAGCCCACAGAAAAACAUUAUGCAUGCAUGGUAGAUAUCCUUGGUCGUGGUGGGUUCUUUGAAGAGGCCCAUGAGAUGAUAUUGAGUAUGCAUGUGGCUCCCACUUCAGCCGUUUGGGGUGCAAUGCUUGCAGCUUGCAAUGUUCACUGCAAUGUCCAGAUGGCUGAAGUUGCAGCAUCUGAGUUAUUCAAGAUUGAGCCUGAGAAUUCUGGAAAUUACAUUCUCCUGUCCAAUAUUUAUGCUGCUGCAGGAAGAUGGCAUGAUGUAGCUAGAGUAAGGGCACUGAUCAGAGAGCAUCAUGUGAAAAAAAAUCGGGGAUCUAGCUGGAUUGAGUUGGAUUCUGCAGUGCACGAGUUUGUAAUGGGAGAUGUGUCACAUGUGGAUGUAGACAGGAUAUGCUUCAUAUUGAGUCUACUAAAUGAAGAUAUGAAGCUUUCAGGAUAUACCAAAGAUAAGGAUCUGCAUCGAAUUUCGACGUGGUACCCCUCUUAUCUAUCUCUUUCAAGUGAUUCUGAAAUGGACGAGGAACUGUUUUGAGUGAUCUCUGCCACAACAUACCGAGGUACUUCUCCCGGAUGUAGAAUUUCAACAUUAACGUCCUUAUCUUAAAUGAUGAAAAUGUUUAGGAUUUGUAACCUGGCUCUUAAUAAAAUAUUAUUGAAACAGGCUUGUAUGUUUGUCAAAAGGCCAUAGUCAACCUUGAAAAUUU
Molecule: messenger RNA, 2917 nt
Organism: Solanum tuberosum (potato)
Lineage: Eukaryota; Viridiplantae; Streptophyta; Magnoliopsida; Solanales; Solanaceae
Product: pentatricopeptide repeat-containing protein At4g02750-like
Exons: 1
Coding region: 739-2745 (668 amino acids)
Biological process (GO): RNA modification
Molecular function (GO): protein binding; RNA binding
Source: RefSeq, a predicted model, not a curated record